AUGUCCUACAAAUCCAAUCCACCACAAAAGAACAACCAGGGAACAACACAUCUGGACAGGAAUUCCGGAAGUGACGAUAUGUCUGACAUGAAGAUACCGGACGGUGGCUAUGGAUGGGUGAUAGUGGGCGCGAGCUUCUUUAAUUUGUUCUGCCUGGAUGGACUUAUUGGGAUAUAUGGUCUCCUGUAUCCAGAGCUUCUCCUUCAUUUUGGGGCCGACCCUGCCUUCACUGCUCUUCCUGGCUCCCUCGUGGUAGGAAUGUGUUGCUUUCUAGGUCCCGUUUGCAGUAAGUUGAUCCGAAGGUUUGGUGUCCGUCUGGUGUCAGUUUUGGGGGCCUUUGUAACGUGUGCUGGACUUUUAUGUAGUUACGCCAGCCCUUCCAUGACGGUGCUGUUUUUCACCCAUGGCAUCCUCACAGGAACUGGAUGUAGCCUGUUCUAUUUGCCAUCUGUCACUUUGGUUAACACCUAUUUUGACAGGAAGCGUGGAAUUGCGCAAGGCAUCAUUACUGCCGGAAGUGGGCUAGGUGUCAUUGUCCUAUCGCCACUGACAAAGUUUUUGAUUGGUUAUUAUGGUUGGAGAGCAACUAUUUUAUUGUGGGCGGGCUUCGUUCUAAAUAUAUGUGUCUCCGGUUUACUAAUGCGCCCUCUCCCUCCUCCUACACAGGGAGAUAACAACAGACACAACAACAGGAGUAAAUUGAAUACAAAACAUCACGAUCAUUUAAGUAAGGAACAGGAAGAAUGUUUACGGUCGUUUUUAUCUCUGCAUGAAAAUAAAAGCAUACAUAAUGAAGGCAUCCAGGACAGAAUGGCACAAAAUCAGUUCAUUUACGUUGGUAAUGCUGAUCUUUCAAGUACCCGCAGUCUUCCGCAUCGCAACAUAGACAGAACUGAAAUUCAACAGGACCGUCUUGGUCUGUAUCGAUCUCUUCAGUGUAUUCAACAAGCCAAACAUAAUCGACACGAACAGAGGUCAGAAUAUGGAAAUAACAUAUUUGACAGAAAAGACAUUUUUCUGACAGGAAGUACAAGCAUGUUGAAAUCAUACGUGUCCAAUAAAUCCGUUCAAUCAAUUCGUAUUGAGAAAAGUGAACCAACAGAACCUGAAAUUGUGUCGUGUGUGAUAUCAGAUAGUGACGUAAGCCACGGCUUGUGUAGAGGAUCGUGUAAACCGUUUACCAAGGAUCCAGCUUUUCUCCUUCUUGUGGCGGGUUGUGCUCUUGCUCAGAUGGCGCAACACAUUCCAAUGACAUUCAUGGCCCAAUACAGUGAACUCAUUGGACUAGACGGUCAGGACAUCGCUACACUCUUCAUUCUCUUUGGUGUGGUGAAUAUGGCGGGCAGACUCGGGAGCGGACUGCUGGCUUCGAUCCGGAUGUUCAGUCCACUCUUUGUCUGUAACUUUGGCACUUUCGCCUGUGCUGUAGCUUGUUUCCUGUUUUGGUUGUGUACAACAUUUGAGACACUAGUAGUUUUUAUUUCAGUCUACGGAUUCUUUGUCGGUUUCUCCUGCCCCACACAACCACUGAUUACAGUAGAAUACGUUGGAUUGGACAAUCUCACAUUAGCGUAUGGUCUCAUCACCAUGGCUAAAGGGCCUGCCGCCAUGGCAGGUCCACCAAUGGCUGGUAGCUUGUACCAACUCACACAAAAGUACACUAACUCCAUAAUAUUUGCUGGUGGUCCUCUCCUGCUCGCGGCAGCUGUCAUGUCACUCAUGCCGUUUGUAGGAAAGCGUCGUCUUGAUGCACUAGACAUAUCAGACACUGUAGUAUCGCCAUCCACCUUGGAUAUAACGGACGUAACUUCCGGCGAACAGGGAAAACAGUUAUGACGUCAUUUGUACUUAGACAGGGGUUUAUUUUAUAUUGCAUAGAAUCUAGCAUUUUCCUGGUUUCGUGAAUUGCCCUGAUGUUUUUGAACAAUUUUCUAGUUUCUCU
This is a messenger RNA of Ylistrum balloti, 1942 nucleotides long. RefSeq lists its product as uncharacterized. Lineage: Eukaryota; Metazoa; Mollusca; Bivalvia; Pectinida; Pectinidae. Gene Ontology annotation, biological process: monocarboxylic acid transport; transmembrane transport. The transcript is spliced from 6 exons. The record is from RefSeq and is a predicted model, not a curated record. Bases 1 to 1836 code for a protein of 611 amino acids. Gene Ontology annotation, molecular function: monocarboxylic acid transmembrane transporter activity.